AUGGAAUUAUAUGUUUAAUUCAUUCAAAGUUAAAAGAAAGAUGUCUUAACAAAAAGAUAGUAUAAAUUCUUAGCAGAUGAAGCAAUUACUAGUGGAUCUGAUUAUGAUUAAGAUGCUAAUCCAUUAGAAGGUUAUAAAAUAAAGGAGAAAGGACGCUAAGGUCAAUAUAGUUAUAAAAGAAGAUUGUUGUCAUCAAAGCAUACAUUAAAAAGAAAAUUUAGUUUUAAUUGGGAUCGUAUGGCCAUACGUUUUGGUAGAUUUUAUAACAAAAUAAAGUAAUUAGUAACACUCAAAUAACCUUACACUUUUAGUCCUGAUGGUUCAAUGAAAAUGUUAUGGGACCUAUUAUGCUUAUUAUUAGUGAUUUAUGAGAUGAUAACAAUACCUUUAUUGAUUAGUUUUGAAAUAGAGAUAAGUUAAGCAUUUUCAAGAAUAAGUACAGCUAUGUUUGUAUUUGAUAUUCUACUCAAUUUUAACACAGGUGUUUAUUUAGAAGGUAAAUUAAAUAUGGAAAGAAGGGAAAUAUUUAAGGAAUAUAUAAGUUUUUGGUUUUGGAUAGAUUUCAUAUCUACAUUUCCUUAUGAUAUUAUAAUGGAUGAAUCAUCUUCAUUAGUUUAAAGUGCAAAAUUAAUUAGAUUACUGAAAUUUCUAAGGUUUGUUAAAGUCUUAAAAUUAAUAAGAUUAGCUAAGUUAAAAAAAAUAAUAGAUAAAUUUGAUGAAAUAUUAUCAAUGAGACCUGGUAUAGCAGCAAUAGUCAAUUUUUGUAAAUUAUUUUUUUUUGUAUUAUUUUUUGCUCAUGUUCUUGGUUGCAUAUUUCAUUAUCUUGCAUAAUAAGAACCAAGUGAUGAUUCAUGGUUAGGAGAUAUCUAUUUUGCUGAUUGGUAAAUUAGAUAUGUAAAUUCUUUAUAUUGGGGAAUAGCAACAAUGACUACAGUAGGUUAUGGUGACAUAAGUCCUUAAACACCUUAAGAAAGAUUUAUUGGUAUUAUACUAUUAUUGAUUGCAUGUGGUGGUUUUGCUUUCACAAUGAAUUCUAUUGGAUUUGCUUUAUAAGAAAUAGAUGGAUAGAAUAAAAUGAAAAAAGAAAAAAUUAAUGGGAUAAAUAGAUUUAUGAAAAAAGCAGGCAUAUCUAAUUAAUUAUAGAAUAGAAUUAGAAGAUAUAUUGAAUUUGUAAUGGAAUCAAAAUCUUUAGUAUUAUAAGAUUUAACUAAUUAAGUUUAAAUUGAAUUAGCUAAUGAUUUAAGGAAAUAAGUAAAUGGAAAAUUACUUGGGUAUUGCGAUAUCUUGUUGAAGAACAAUUCUUAAUAAUUUCUAAUUGAGAUUGUUUUGCCUAGUAUGAAAGAAAGAGUAUACAAUCCAGAAGAAGUAAUUUUUGAUGAAUUUGAUUUCUAAUAAAAUUAUGAUAUGUUCAUUAUCAAAUCAGGAUUAGUUGAUAUAUUUUAUAAAAAAACUGGUAUCGUUGUUGAUCAAAAAAGAAGAAAUGAAUAUUUUGGUGAAAUAAGUUUUUAUUCAAAUAUGCCAAGAUCUGCAAGUUCAAGGAGUGUCAAUUUCUCAAGCAUAUUUUAAAUUUAUCAAGACAAAUUUUAAUAAAACUUAAAGACAUAUUAAGAUUCUUCAAAUAAUUCAUAAGGAAGAAUAUUUGAUUUAGAAUAAUAUUAUCUAAUUAGAGAUAAGAUAAUAUUCCAUAAAGAUUAUGGAUCUAUAGGUGUAAGAUGUUAUAUUUGUUAAAUGGAUGAUCAUAUAGCAAGAGAUUGCGAGAAAUUACAUUUUAAUGUGUAAAAUUAAUAUUUAUUUUAGAUCAGCCACACAUUUUAUUAAAUUCCUAAAAUAAUUUGAUAAAUUACAUUAAGCAGCUUAUUUUCGUAGGGAUAGAAUUGAUUUUAAUGCAAGAAAGUGUAUAUAGUAAAUCAGAUAAGCACAAUAAAGAUUCGAAAAUUCUAAAUUAAUAAAUCUAAAUGUUAAAAGAAAGACAUAUCUAGAAGAUCUUCUUAAUAGUUAUAAUGUAGCUGAAGAAGAUAUGUUAGAUACUUAAUAUCCUGAAUAUUAAAUUUAUAAUCUCAAAUAAAAAAGUAGAAUAAAAAGUAUCAAAUAUUUGAAUGGCAAAAUCACUAGAAAGUUUACUCGUAUUGUUUCAUAUGCAUCAAUAAGUGAAAAUUAUUUUGGAGGUCUAACUGAAAAAAUAGAUAAUUUUUUAUUAUAAACAAAAAAAAAAGAAAUGGAAGAAAAAUUUAAAUAGUUACAUUUAAGUUCUAUUUCAAAUUUUGAUUAAAUAUAAGAAUAUAAUCAUUUUUAUCCUUAAGGAAACUUUUCUACUGUUCUAACUUAAUAUUUAAGAGCUUUAGAAAAAGGAUUUCCUAAAAUUAUAGAAAUUGAUACUUUAUUUGGUAUUGAAGAAUUUCAAAAUUAUUCUUAAUACUAUUGUUAUAAAUUGGAGAUUGAUGCAGAAAUUAAAAAUAGAAAUAAUAAUGUAGAAUUGAAUUAUGAAUAAAUGAGAUUACUAAAUAUGGAUAGAAGAUAGAAAAAGAAAGAAAAAGUCAUUAAGGAUGCUAAUCAAUAAAUUUAAAAAUCUUUAGUACAAUUAAAAGCUUAUAAAGCAAUAAAUCGUAGUUUUAGAAAUCUAUUUAAUAAAUGA
This is a messenger RNA of Paramecium primaurelia, 2632 nucleotides long. The record is from the annotation of a GenBank genome assembly. Lineage: Eukaryota; Ciliophora; Oligohymenophorea; Peniculida; Parameciidae.